GCAGCAUCCGUUCCGCGUCAGUCGACUGUCGUGUUUCGUGGGUGUUGGUAGUGUCGUGUGAGGGCGGUCGAGAAGCCGGGACGAACGAACGAACGAGCGAGCGCAAUUAGCACAUUCACGACAUCUUCGAUCGAGAUAUAAUAAUAAGAAUUCUUGUAAUAAUAACCGUUUUUCUUUCGAGAUCGCGCGAGAGAUUUGCGUCGACUCUCGGGAUCGUUCGGCCGUAAGCCGGCAGCGUGACUGUCGUUUGAUUGUGCCUGAAUUUGUUGUGAACAUUAUUGUGUGUCGCACGCAUACGACAAAAAGAUUAUCCAACGCUCGGUCCUCCGUAAUCUCCUGUGAUCAUCGUUAUCAUCGUCAUCUCGGAGCUCGCAGAGAUUCUCGAAGAUUCUCCUGCCAUCGCCGAUCAGUCCGUACAGUCAUCGAUAUCAGAUCAAGUUGGCGUCGUAGUUGGCAGAAUUCCGCUGCUGCGCAUCGUAUCUUAUCGCUCGGAGAUGAGGAAGGCGAGUCUGUUAACCGUCGUAACGAUUUUGCUGUGGGCGACGACACACGAUGCCGCGGCUGAACUUUACACCGCCCUGGCGGAUAUGGAGGAGCUGCUCGAAACGGAAGCUGUGUUGAUCGACACGCUGAACGGAUACAUCACGGCGCAGGAGCAACGAUUGGCGACUCUGAGAAGGAACGUGGAGGGCUACGCGAGGGAGCACGAAGAAGCGUCCAGGAACAUCCAGCAGUACCUGUCGAAUCCCAUAAACGCUUAUCUCCUGGUAAAACGGCUGACCACCGAUUGGAAGAAAGUCGAGGAGCUGAUAACCGAGGACGUCGGCAAGUCCUUCGUGGCGAACAUCACGAAUUCCAGGAGCGAUCUUAAAUUCCCGACCGACGAGGACUUGAAUGGCGCCGCAGUCGCUUUGAUGAGGUUGCAGGACACGUACAAGCUCGAAACCGCGCAAGUCGCGAGGGGUGUCCUGAAUGGGGUGCAAUACAGCACCGGGUUGACCGCGAGCGAUUGCUUCGAGCUGGGCCGACAGUCUUAUCACAAUCGCGAUUACUAUCACACGGUACUGUGGAUGCAGGAGGCCAUGGAUCGCCUACAGGAAGAGCAGAACGCUACCACCACUUCCAAGCCCGACAUUCUGGAAUAUCUGGCGUUUUCAACGUAUAUGCAAGGUAACGUCGCUCGCGCUUUGAGCAUGACGAACGAGCUGCUGGAAUUGGUGCCGACACACGAGAGAGCGUUAGGAAACCGCGCGUAUUACCAGAAGGAGAUCCAAAGUAAGGCGAGCCAAUCGAAAAAGAAACGGGGCGAGGAUGGGAAGGACGACACGGCGAUACCCGAACAGAACUUCACUGUCGCCGAGGAAAGGGUUAAAACGUGGGAGGAAAUGACGGAGAGGGAGAGAUACGAGAUGCUUUGUCGUGGCGAAGUGUCUAUUCCGACGGAGGUGGAGAAGAAUCUCAAGUGCCGCUACGUCGACCGUGGAAUUCCCUUUCUGAGGAUCGCGCCGUUCAAAGAGGAGGAAGCGUAUCUGGAUCCGAGGAUAGUUGUGUAUCACAACGUGAUCUACGACGAGGAAAUUGAGACGAUCAAGCGGAUGGCUCAGCCUAGGUUUAAGCGCGCCACGGUGCAGAAUUACAAGACCGGCGCCUUAGAGAUAGCAAAUUACAGAAUCAGCAAAAGCGCAUGGCUCCAGGAACACGAGCAUAAGCACGUAGCGGCGGUGAGCAAACGCGUGGAACACAUGACGAGCAUGUCCGUGGAGACGGCCGAGGAGCUUCAGGUCGUCAACUAUGGCAUCGGCGGCCACUACGAGCCGCAUUUCGAUUUUGCGAGGAAAGAAGAGACGAAUGCGUUCAAGAGUCUCGGGACCGGCAACAGAAUCGCGACAGUGCUGUAUUACAUGAGCGACGUCGAGCAAGGAGGCGGUACCGUAUUCACCGCCAUCAACAUAUCCCUUUGGCCGAAGAAGGGUAGCGCGGCGUUUUGGUACAAUCUGAAGCCUAACGGCGAGGGAGAUUUUAAAACCAGACACGCGGCCUGUCCGGUACUUACAGGAUCGAAGUGGGUGGCGAACAAAUGGCUGCACGAGAGAGGCCAGGAGUUUCAUAGACCUUGUACGUUGGAGAAUCAAGCGACAGACGAAGUGAUCAGGCACUGAAGGGAACUCGCGUUUUCUUCAAAACUGUGACAGAAAAUAAAUAAAAAAAAAAAUGCGAUAAAUAAGAUAAAAGAAGUAACUAAGAGAUACUUCGGAAUUUUUGCUCUGAAUAAAGAGACAUUUUACACUCUCAGAACGGCGACUUCGUAAGAAAGCGCGCGGUACGAAUCGUCAUUUAGGAAGUAAGAACGUUCGGCCCGCGUGCAAAAAGCGACAGUGCAAUUUAGUGUAGGUAGGCAAACUGCGAAAUCCUCUGCUUGCGUUUACGAAAAAAAAAGCCGUCACCGACGCGCACGAUUCGCGUAAUUUAAUAUUCGUACCACAGACUCGUAUGAUGAUCUUUCUUGUUGGUUUACCGUGGAACAUGAUCCCUCGCAUUACGACAGCAAUUAAUGUUUUCUUAAUCUUCGAGGUAUCCCAGCUGCAGGCGAAAACCGGUGAAAAGCGGCAGAGAUUAUCCGAGCGAGAUUAAUUCGCUUUGUUUCCCCCUGCGCUUUUCUCUUUGAAACAGACCCUGUUUCAGUAGAGAUUUCUCGCUGCGCGAAUCGCGGCGAUCGCAAUGUAACAAAGUUAUUCUUUACGGCACGAAUCAGCACGCCUUCUGUUUGUAGUCCGAUCCAGCGUUGCCUGCAGUUCGUCAUCUUGCAGUUUACGUCUACAGCGAAUGUAACGUAGAGUAGAUGUUUAGUACGUGAGCGUCCAAUGAGCGGCGAAUACAAAGAGCGGAAAAAUGAAAGAAUAGACUUCGAAGCUUGAACGAAACAAACGAAAGGGAAGGGA
Messenger RNA from Pogonomyrmex barbatus (red harvester ant), 2939 nucleotides. It is a transcript of the gene PH4alphaEFB, whose product is annotated as prolyl 4-hydroxylase subunit alpha-1. The record is from RefSeq and is a predicted model, not a curated record. Gene Ontology annotation, biological process: peptidyl-proline hydroxylation to 4-hydroxy-L-proline. Gene Ontology annotation, cellular component: endoplasmic reticulum. Gene Ontology annotation, molecular function: procollagen-proline 4-dioxygenase activity; protein binding; iron ion binding. NCBI's taxonomy places the organism in Eukaryota, Metazoa, Arthropoda, Insecta, Hymenoptera, Formicidae.